AUGGCAUCCGCUUUUGCCUUCCUUGAGAGCCCUAAUCGCGGCGUUCCUGACCGAAGACAUUCAACUGAGCAUCUCAGAAUGACUUCGCCUUCGUUGUCGCGGAAUAGCAGCAAUGCCUCUUCGUCAUCUCGCACAUCUGAGCCGGGGUGGUUCAGCGCAAUAUACAAUAUGGAUCGAAGCCGCGCCAGCUCUGUUCCCGUACACUCCUCCACCAAGUCGUCCUCCAGAGGAUUCAGCAGGCUAUUUAGCAGGGGGGGGAAGAAGGAAAAGAAAGAUAUGGAUCAGAUUAUCCUCACCUCCCGACACGCAUCCUCUGUCAAGACCAAAUUGGCAUUGGACCCGAGAUACAAGAACGUCUACAGAGAAUCUGCCCCAGCUCAACAGCCCGGUGGUGCCCAGAACCUCAUGCAUGUUAGUGCUGGAGAACAGGAAAUAAGACGUCCGCACUCUGGACCACCUUCGCUGCAUGGAAUACACAACAAACCAGAAUUGCCUGCACUCACGCGUAUUAUCAGUGGGGAUGAGGCUGACGAACCGGAUGAGCGGGAGAAGAUGCGGUAUGAAUGGCGGCAGCGGAAAGUUCCCACAUUGGAGACCAAUAUCAUUGAAGGCGAAGUCCUAGACAAUCAAGUCUCGGGACAAUUGACGCCCGCGAAGAAGGAUAAGAAGAACAUUGGAACACCACCAUCGGAGCUCGACCAACAGGACGUCAGGAUCCUUUCGGUUGCUACUGUGAGCGAUGGUGAAUAUCAGCCACGGCCAGCGAGGGUCCAUAUCCCGAUCGGCGGGCGUUGGAAAAGGGAUGAAAACGGUGUUUGGAAGAGAUGA
Messenger RNA from Cladophialophora bantiana CBS 173.52, 828 nucleotides. RefSeq lists its product as uncharacterized. NCBI's taxonomy places the organism in Eukaryota, Fungi, Ascomycota, Eurotiomycetes, Chaetothyriales, Herpotrichiellaceae. The record is from RefSeq and is a predicted model, not a curated record. Bases 1 to 828 code for a protein of 275 amino acids. The transcript has a single exon.